AUGUCGACUAUAACUGUGCCUCAUCCCCCACCGUCUGCAACCGAUGACUCCGAGAAACUUAGGGAGGCUUUUGAAGGAUGGGGCAGUGACAAAAAGACGAUAAUUUCGAUCUUGGGGCAUCGGAAUGCAUCCCAACGAAAGCUAAUUCGGGAAGCAUAUGCAGAGAUUUACAAGGAGGACCUUUGCAAACGACUCGAAUACGAGCUCAUCAGACACUUCGAGAGAGCUAUGCUGCUAUGGGCAUUAGAUCCAGCGGAGCGGGACGCAGUGUUGGCGAAUGGGGCGCUGCGCAAAGGGGAAACAUGCGACCGAGUGGUGUUGGAGAUUGCGUGCGCGCGGUCAGCCGAGGAGUUGUUGAUGGUGAGACGGGCAUACCAUGAGCGCUUUAAGAGAUCCCUUGAAGAGGACAUCGCCUCACACACCACUGGAGAUAUUCGCAAACUAUUGGUGGCGAUGGUGAGUUCCUAUAGGUACGAGGGCCCGGAGGUGAAUGCGAGCCUCGCGUCAAAGGAGGCGCAGGCACUCAACGAUGCCAUCCAAUCCAAUUGCUUCAACGACGAAGAAGUAAUCAGGAUACUAAGCAGCAGGAGCAAGCACCAACUCAAUGCCACUCUAAACAAAUACAAGGACUAUUUUGGAACCCACAUCAUCAAGAACUUGAAAAGCAGCCCUGAGGACAAAUUCAUACCAGCAAUCCGAAUUAUGAUUCGCUGCAUCUAUUCCCCCCAGAAAUACUUUGAAAAGGUCAUAAGGCAUGCAAUCGUUGGGCUUGGAACAGACGAAGAAAUGCUCACACGAGCGAUCAUCACACGUGCUGAAGUGGACCUUCGUGAGAUAAAAGAGGCAUACCAAAAGAGGAACUCAAAGUCCCUAGAAAAAGCAGUAGCAGAUGACACUUCAGGCGAUUACAAGGACUUCCUCCUCACCCUCUUGGGUGCAGAGAACCUCUAGAUCUCUCACAAAGACCAUGGAUACAUAUGCAUACAUACAUAUACAAAUGCAUGUGUGGCCCUUACCAUUACAAAGGCUAUAGAGAUGUAGGGGUAGUGAGAAUGUUUGAAGGUAUGGGUGGAUGUGUGUGGUUAGGAUGAUGGGUUAUGCAAUUUUGUCUUAGUGUGGUUUUUGGUUGCUUUGUGAUUUUCAUUUCUGUGGAUUGGCUUGUGUGCCUAUGAAGCUUUUACCUUGG
This is a messenger RNA of Amborella trichopoda, 1186 nucleotides long. RefSeq names its product annexin-like protein RJ4. The record is from RefSeq and is a predicted model, not a curated record. Gene Ontology annotation, molecular function: calcium ion binding; phosphatidylserine binding; calcium-dependent phospholipid binding. Gene Ontology annotation, cellular component: plasma membrane; cytoplasm. Lineage: Eukaryota; Viridiplantae; Streptophyta; Magnoliopsida; Amborellales; Amborellaceae. Gene Ontology annotation, biological process: response to cold; response to heat; response to water deprivation.